GUGACCGACCGGCUCGCUUCCAUAACAGCCUCCAAGCAACCACCCAAACCAACAAGUCAGUCAACUCACCGAGUGCAAGUCAUCCUGACUUCAUAGUUUUUACAGCAGCCGUGGGGGGCGGGGCCGCGCGGUGCUAUUGUCCUCGCGACAGCUCAGCCGUUACAGUCGCGGCAGGAUUUCUGUUCGGAGUGAACGCACGCGGACACCGGUUAGCAACUCGUUAGCUCUGCCGCCCCCGGGGACAACCACAUGGAUCCCCAAAACACCAACAGCGAGGCGAAGAUGUUGUUGAUCCACGCCAAGACCCUGCGGCUGCACACCGGGAACUUGGUCAACCGAAGUCGCCUGAAAAAGAAAUGCCCGUGCUCUCCCAGCGAGGAGCUUCAAGACUGCAUUCAAGCCACGCUUAGUGAUUGGUUUUCCACAACAAAGCCGCCAUCAAAGGAUUUUCCAGACACACUGGACUGCUCCAUUCCCCAGGAAACUGAUGCUAUUACGCCCGAAGAGAGGGAUGAACUGAGGGUUUCAGUCAAGCUGUUCCUGUGUGAGUCACUUCAAUCCUCCAUCAGAGAUGCAGUGGAGAUGGUCUGCCAGACGCUGGCAGUGUCCCAGCUUGACUCUGUUAUCAUAGCGCCACCGUGGCCCUUGGAAAGUGACAGCCAAAGUUUGGCCCACCUUCAGCCAGCAUGGGAGGAGCUGGAGGCUCUGGUCAGGAGCCAGCAGAUUGCUGCUAUUGGCACCUCUGACCUGGACAAAGACUUACUGGAACAGCUCUACAACUGGGCUCAGGUGAAGCCCAGCAGUAACCAGUUCAACUUGGCCUCCUGCUGUGUGAUGCCUCCUGAGCUCACAGCCUUUGCCAAGGAGUUUGACAUCCAGCUGCUCACACACAACGAUCCUAAAGAGCUGAUGUCAGCAGCCACAUUCCAGGAGGCGGUGCAGGAGGGAACGCAGGACCUGACCACUGCUGACUGGAGGCUGGAGUGGGUCCUUCGCUACUCCAUUAUUGUUAAGAGCAGGGGCAUUAUCAAGGCUAAGGGUUACCUUGUCAGUGCGAGGAAGGCGAGCCCCUAGCACACCCCACUAUGGAAGACGCAUGGAAGAAGCCAUUUUCCUCCCUUUUCGUUGACAUACACACAGAACAUGCAAAGUAAUAGCUCUGAAUAAUGGAUGCUGCCAUUCACCAUGACUCUUGAAGUCAUUGUUCUAUCUUACUUAUGUAGUUGCAUCGUGAUCAUGUACCAUUUCUUAAUUUUAACUGAUGCAGGUAUUCAUUACCCUCGUCUUAAUAGGUUCAAAAAUAGGAGGCGAACAUGCAAUAUCAACUCAAGUGUCAUUUUUAAGAGAAUAGACUGUGAAAGUGAGGGUUUCACAGAUGAAUAGCGCAUUGACCGAUCGGCCAUUAAUCAACACCUUAGAGGCUGCUUUAAUGAUGCAAAAUGGCGGUUGCUAAACUUUGAUCCACAGUGAUGGUUCCUUAACCUUGUUCUGACAUGAAGUGCCUCUCAUCUUUUCCUCUCCUCCUGUCCUUAUACCUGCUUUGUCUCCACAGUGUCUGUGUGAAAAUACAGCUUUAAAUAUAUUGGUAAGUCAAAGGAAGAGAUUGGCUUUUUUACAGAAUGAUUCCGAACAUUUUGAAGUGGUUAUGGAAAAAUAUCUGAAAGUUUAUUGUUGCAAUCAGAUCUUUCCAGCUGUAUUUGCAUUGUUCAAUUGAGAACAAGUGCUAAUUCAAAUCAAACCACAUAUAAGAUGUUUGUUUUAUGAUGCUGGUCGACUGUAAUUGGUGAAGAAGACAACUAAGUAUAUGCAACCAUUUUAUCAGGCUUUUACUUUCUGACGAUGUUUACCCACUAUUGUGCUCAUGAGAUUCAUUUGAGGAUUUAAAGUACAGCAAUAUAUAGAGAUUGACAUGCAUAACAGGCGUUUGUGCUCUAUAUGCAUUGUUGUUCUCACUGGAAACUCCAUGCCAAGGAGAUGUUAAAAUAUGUUAACUCUGAGAAGAUGUUUUUAUAUUAAAAUCAUGGUUGUUUUUCCAGACUGGAUCGAGUUAAUCUCUUGACAACAAAUGAUCUGUUGUACUGUAAACAUAUUUAAUGUUGUCAUAUCUGUAUAUCAUGAAUUGGCUUUAUUAACAUCAUGAAUGUUAUGUUUUACCGUCAACACUGGUGUCAAAUAUUUAAAAGAUGGAAUACA
Molecule: messenger RNA, 2193 nt
Organism: Cyclopterus lumpus (lumpfish)
Lineage: Eukaryota; Metazoa; Chordata; Actinopteri; Perciformes; Cyclopteridae
Gene: gclm
Product: glutamate-cysteine ligase, modifier subunit
Exons: 7
Coding region: 250-1074 (274 amino acids)
Biological process (GO): glutathione biosynthetic process
Cellular component (GO): glutamate-cysteine ligase complex
Molecular function (GO): enzyme regulator activity; glutamate-cysteine ligase catalytic subunit binding
Source: RefSeq, a predicted model, not a curated record